AGUUGAUGUUGUGUUGGGGCAGCUGGCACCAGCUGCUGAGGAAAAGGCGCAGAUGUGCAGGAAGGCAGUUGAAUCUUUGGCAUCUGAAACGGGUCUGGCUCAGACACCACAACGUCUGCAAACAAUGUCUGAGUUGUCAUCACUUGUCAUUAAGUCCUGUCCUGGCAUUCCACAGGAGGAUAAGGACAUGGCCAUGGGUGUUCUAAAGUCCAUCACCAGCAAACUGGACCAGCUGGACAUGUCUGACCCAUCAACUAUCCAGUCUGUGGGAGGAUCUCUGGUGGAGUCUGUUGGUUCUCUGCUUGAUGAACCAGAGAGAGAUGAAGAAGUGGAUGAUGGGAAGCUCGCUUCUGAUCUCGAGAAGGACCAGAGUCUCUCUCCAAAGGAGCGCCUUCAAAAGUCGGAAGACAAGGAACAGGAGUACCAAGCCAAGAGACGAAGACUUGUCCAGGAGGGCCGGCAGGUCCUGGACGGUCUGUUCAAUGCCAUCAUCGGCGGCAUGAGGCUGGGAGCCCCGCCGGUCACCAUCGAGAGGGGCGGCAUCACGCUGCAUGCCCAGAGGAUCUGGAGCGACCGUUUUGGAGACCAGGUUGUGCAGACGGAGGAUGGGAGCUUCCAAACUCCAUCUGAAGCAGCGCUUUUCCAGGACUAUACACCACACAGUGUCGCUAUUAAGUUGAUGCAGUUUCAACAGAACCCAUUUACCUGGGGGCGCGGGGAGUACCAACCACGUUCGUCUGUCAUGGAGCUGUCACUCCAACAGAACAACAUUCCCGGGGCCUUCAACAACCUGACUGAAGACUUCAGCAUCACCAUUCCGGCCAACUCCGGAAACAAACCAGCAACAGCGACCAUCACCUUCCCUGCCCCAGGAAACGGAAGUUCCAGGCACCAUUUGCUGAACCUCACCAACGCCGCAGAAGGCUUCCUGGUCACAAUCACCCCGCUGAACACCAGUGUGGUCUACCGCGUGUCGGGCAGGUACGGCAGCCGCCCAGAUGACCAAAACUACAACAUGUCCACAGAGACGUACAUCCUACCCGAGGAGUGUGCCUUGAUGAAAACUCUGAGUGGCGAGGAAGACACAGACAAGACAGAGGCAAAAAUGUUCAUCUCAGGAAAGGAUGGUCCUGAGGAUUACUACAUCAAGGUCCAAAUACUUGGACCAGUGACUGAGUGUGGCAGGGAGAAAAAAGCUGCCAUGAAGGAGCCACGCACCAAUGACUCCUACGCCUAUCAGAUUGAAUGGGCCCGUUUGAGCUGUGUCUUCUGGAACGAGACGCAGGAAGCCUGGAGGCCAGACGGCUGUGUGAUAAGCAAUCAGUCCACCAUUACCAGCACUAUCUGUCACUGCAACCAUCUGACGUCCUUCGGGGGUGACUUUUUCACACCACCAAACACCCUCAUCUUUGAGAAUUUUGAGGAGUUGAAUUUCAGUGAUCUUGUAGACAACAGUGCUGUUCUGUCAACCAUCAUUGUGGCGCUCUGUCUCUACUCGCUCUCAUCAGUCGCGAUCAAGAUUGCUGAGCGUACAGGAAAAAAGAUUGUAAAUCAUGCUGUAAAGUUGGACAACCUUCAGCACAACUUCCGGUACCGCCUCCUCAUCUGGACAGGUGCAGCUAAGCAUGCUGGGACAGAGUCCACUGUUGCCUUUAAGCUGGUCGGAGAUGCAGCAAACUCUGGUGUGAGACUGGUCGACAUCACAGAGAAGGUUUUUACCCAAACCAGCCAGGUGACCUUGACCUUCAGCACAGCAGAACAGCUGGGUAAGGUGGAGCUGCUGCAGCUCAUGCACGACAACAGUGGGGAGGGGAGCCGUGCAUCGUGGCACGUGGACCGAGCAGCCGUGCAGGAUCUCACCUCAGGCAAACUGUUCUAUUUCUUCUGCGAUGAGUGGCUGGCAGCCGACCGCGGGGACGGGCAGGUCGUGAAGACCUUUCCUGUGGCCUCUGAGGAGGACCUGCGAACCUUCGGGUUCCUGUUCCCGGCAAGUCUGCACCGUAAUCUGACAGAGGAACACCUCUUUCUGUCCGUCGCUACUAUGCCUAAAGGUAGCACAUUCACCCGCAGUGAGAGGCUUGGCUGCUGCCUGAGUUUCUUCGCUGUGUCCAUGGUGUCCAGCGCCAUGUGGCUGAAGGACGAAAUAGAAACCCAGGUCGUGCAGGGCUUCAGCCUGGGACCGUUCUCCUUCACCUUGAACGGAGUCUACACGGGGUUCAUGACCAGCAUCACCUGCCUUCCUGUAGUCAUGGUGAUAGUUCUUCUGUUCCAGUACAGCAGACCGAGCAACAGGGGCAACCGCCGGGUCCGAGACUUGGAGACGGGCAACCCACCUGAGGCACCCACGCAGCAGGGUCCAGCCAAGGGCCUGCCACACGGGUGCAAGUACGUGGCCUGGGUGCUGGUGGUGCUGUCCUCUGUGGGGUCAGCUGUCUUCACCAUGCUGUACAGCAUGCAGUGGGGGAAGGACAAGUCCAAGAGGUGGCUGUCUGCCUUCCUCAUCACCUUUCUGGUGGACACCUUCCUUCUACAACCAGGGAAGAGGCAAGUUGUUGAGAAGAUUUUUGAAGAGAAUCGGGGCCACGUCUGGAUGGAAGCCAAUGCUGAGUCAGGCUUCAACUGCAAUGCAUUCCGCAAGAGGAGAAAGAUGGAGCGACUUUCAACGACGUCCCUAAUCAACAUCAAACAAGCAAGGAUGAAGCAGCACAGGGACAGGAGAGCUGGCGAAAUCCUUCGGGGCAUCAUGGUGUCUGGCUUUUGCCUGCUGCUUGUCCUCAGCAUCACCAAUGAACACCACAACACCACACCAGGCUUCUAUCAGACACAGAGCACAACCAACACCUUUGUGCAGUCCAUGGACGAGGUGGAUGAUGCCCAUUCCCUCUGGUCCUGGCUGAAUGAGACGGAUCUGGAAAACUUCUACCCGGAGACUUCCUACAAUGGUGACAAGCUUCGCUGGCAGGAGAAGGGCUUCACAGCAGACAUGCAGUCAAUCCUGGUCGCCCCGCCUAGCAUGAUCCAAGCCCGAGUAAAGUCAGGCUUGUGCACAGUGCCAGCAGCAAUGCAGCAGGAAUUUGACGAAUGUUCAUCAGCGUACAAUGAACACACCAAGGAGACCGGGACGUUCCAAAAGGGUUGGAAAAGGGUCAGGAAUAUGUCAGCAACGGAGUCAGAAGCCCCUGGAUGGACCCACCUCCCCAGUGGAUACCCCAGUCUCCCCAUCUACGGUGUGACAAUGCAGUACUGGGGAGACGGCUUCGGUCUGAACCUGGGAAAAUCUGCAGACGAGAUGCGCAGCAUCCUAGCAGAGCUGAAGGCCAACCGUUGGAUUGACAAGCGGACGAGGGCCAUCUUCUUGGAAGCAUUGCUGUACAAUGGAAACCUGGAUCUGUUCACAUCACUGACAAUGGUCUUUGAAUUCUCCGAGACGGCCGGAGUUUUCACCCAUCAUCGCGUGCAGGCCUUCCGACUUCAUCAACGGCCAGGGACAAUCGGGUACAUCUACGUCCUGCUUGAAAUCAUUUACGUCAUCGUUCUCCUCUACACACUGUGGAAAGAGACAAAAACUGCACGUGCAGCGGGCUGGGCCUACUUGAAGGAGCCAUGGAAUAUUGUCGAAAUCUUCAAUUUCUUCUUGGCAUUCACUGUCAUCGCCUUGUACAGCUUCAAGAGAAUCUACAGCUCCAAGGCUCUAGCAGCAAUCAACAAUGGAAAAGAUGAAGUCCACCAUUUCCGAUCUGCAGUGAACAUAAGCCUGGUUUACGGCUGGUUCCUGGCCUUCCUAACGUAUGUCAGCAUGUUGAAGUUCCUCCGGCUGCUGAGGUUCAACCCUUUCCUCGCCAAGCUGAUGUCCAUGUUCCGAGGGAUGUAUGUGGAGUUCUCUUCCUUCACCCUCUACCUCUUCAUCUACCUGUCAGCAUUCGGCGUCUACGCUCAUCUUAUGUUCGGUCUUACCGUGACUGAGUACAGCACCAUCAGCAAGUCCUUCUCCACCUUGUUCCAGAUGUCUCUUGGAAACAUCUACUACUACGAGCUGCGGGAGGCAGCCCCCAUCCUCGGCCCCAUCUACUUCUUUGCUUUCAUUUGCAUAAUCUUCCUGGUGCUGAUGAACAUCGCCAUGGCAAUCAUAGACAGCGCCCUAUCCAAGGUGCGGAACCACAUCAUGUCUGAGGAGGACCAGGACUUCAUCCAGGGGUUGUGGGAACGCUUCUCGGCCUUCUUCGGCUUCUGGAAAGUUCCAUUAACAGAUAACAACUGCCUGGACACUCUUCAUGACAGCAUGGUUGAGGUGGAGAUUAAAGUGGAGAAACUGUGGCUGCAGAGACAAUGGUUCGGCUCGCUGCUGCUGACCGACGCUAGCCGCUCAAGCGGGACAUGUCAAGCCAACAGGGGUUCACUCUCUCCGGAAAGCAGUUCGAAGAGGCAAGAACAGAGAAAAGCUAAAGGAACAAUAGACAGACGGGCAGACAUGAUGGAGUCCGAUGUAGUGACCGAGCCAGAGGUUCAGCAGAAUGUAGCGGCUGACUCGGAGGUCCGACAGAUCGUAGCGGCGGUGUGGGUGGUUACCGGGGAGGGUGUGUGCCUCCCUGACAACGCUGCUGAGUGGUACGACCCAUACCUUGUUGCCAGUCAGUGUGUAAUCAAGCCUUGCUGCUGUCUGGAAUUUGGUCGGAAUUUGUGGAAAGUGGAACGUCCUGUCCUGUCCCAACAAACAUCCCCCCACAUCGCUCCAGGAGUCAAGUCCCUGUGUGCAGCGUUUGAAACAGCAGACGUUCAGAAGCGCGGCUCCAUCGAUGUGCAGAUUGUGCCAAAGCUCGUGCAGGACGUCCUAGGUUCUAGUCUAGCGCCGAGUGAGAAGGACGCCAUCCGACUCCGAGCAGAAAGCAAGGCAAAAAAAGGUGUUCUAUAUUUUGCUGAUUUUGUGGAAGUCAUGUCAGAAACCCUCCAGACAACGACCCAGUGGGGUAAGCUGACCACCACCCUGAGUGGGUAUGUCGGCAUCGACACUCUCCAGGAACAGAUGAGAAAAAAGGCGCUGAAACGAGGCUUCGAGUUCCACAUCAUGGUUGUCGGUGGCAGUGGUUUGGGGAAGUCUACUCUGGUGAACACCCUGUUUAAGGCACAGAUCAGCAGACGGUCCUGCACCAACGAGUCUGAGGGCACCAUCCCCAAAACUGUGCAGAUCAAGUCAGUAUCACACGUUAUUGAGGAGAAAGGUGUGCGGUUAAAGCUGACUGUGACAGACACCCCGGGGUUCGGGGACCAGAUCAACAAUGAAAACUGCUGGCUUCCAAUCCUGGAAUUCAUCAACGACCAGUACGAAAAGUACCUGAGUGAAGAGGUGAACGUGAGCCGCAAGAAACACAUCCCCGACACGCGUGUUCACGUUUGUCUGUACUUCAUCUCACCUACAGGACAUUCCUGCCGGCCACUGGACCUGGAGUUCAUGAAGAGACUGGACAAGGUGGUGAACAUCGUGCCAAUCAUUGCUAAGGCAGACACACUCACACUGGAGGAGAGAUACGCCUUCAAGAAAAGGGUUCGUGAGGAUCUAGAGUUCCACGGGAUCCAGUUUUACCCCAUGAAGUCACUGGAUGAGGACGAAGAAGAGACCGCCAUCAAUCAGGCACUAAGGGAGAAGAUGCCGUUUGCGAUUGUUGGGAGUGACCGUGAGUACCAGGUUAAUGGCAAGUCUGUUCUCGGCCGCAAGACCAAGUGGGGCCUGAUCGAAGUUGAGAACAAGAAUCACUGUGAGUUUGCCCUUCUGAGAGACAUGCUGAUCAGAACCCACAUGCAGGACCUGAAGGACGUGACAGACUCCAUCCACUACGAGAACUUCCGGCGCGAGCGGCUCGAGAUGCACUCCGAGUUCGCCGGCCCGACUCCGCCAUAUCACGAGAUGGGAGAAUCCAACCUCUGAUCAAGGAAACCUGGUCACUAGCACUGCAGAAUGUUGCAGUCCCUCCUCUUGCUGUGCUAGGGCGGUGGGGAGAAUCCCGACACUGAUCAGCAGGAGUUGAAGAUGGUCCGAGGACUGGCUAUACUGAGUAGCACUUCUAUAAUUCAGCAUGAUGCAGUAUUUCUCUUAGCAUAGAAUUAAUAACAAGAGUUACAGUAAUCCACUCUUUCCUAUACAGUAGUUAUAGAGAAAAUAAUACACCUUAAAGUUAUUACUACUUAUACUCGAAUAAGGUUAAUAUAUUAUCACAUUCACAGUUGAAUUAUUAACUUGUUGACAAAGUGGCCAAGAAGUGUAAGUUACAGGUAUAUCGACCUGUAGGUUAUGAACAUGUUCAUUAAAAAUGGGAAAACUUCUCAAAAAUGCUUCUUCCUAGAGCUUAAGGAAUCAAGUUAUUCGUAUUUGUGCCAGAAGAUUUUUGUAUACUUCUCGUCAUUAAAUGUCACAAAGUAUUUAUCAAACAGCUGGAAUAUUAACUGUUUGCUAUGUAUUCAGUUUUCACCUGCUAAAUCAAUAAACAAAAGCUCUGCACUUAUGAAUUAUGAAAUUGUUUUCUCAACUUCUUUACAGUGACUGACUUCAGAUUCCAUUUGAGCAUGAAAAUUCAUCUGAUUUGGUAAUUUACAUAGUGAAGAAUUAAACUGUUCUCCAACUCAAAGAAAUUUUCUUUAAAAAAUUGAUCUGAAUGAUGGUCCAGCUGUGUUAUUUCCUAAAAAGCCUGGGUCUUGUUGCAGUUCAAUAUUGUGCCACUAGGUGGCAUUGUCCUUGGGCUGAUCCACUUUUGAAGCUGAAGGGGGAGUAGACCAAGUCUUGAAAGGAUGGAGUGGGGAAAGGAAAAGGCUGCCUUCGCUCUGAUGAGUUGAAGGGUACAAAAUGGUACUAAAGUAGCUUAAGAACGAUUACAGGAGGAAUAAAUCUUAAAAGGCGAGAUGAAAGUAAAAUCGUCUUAGAUGUGGCUAAAGAAGACAGAAGGAAAGAGCGAAAGUACAAGACAUAGUGAAAGUGUGAGAUAGUUUUGAUGUGUCCCUCUCCAUCUGUGGAAAAGGUGUGACCAGCAUGCAUUUCACUACACCCCAAUGUUUCAGCAACACUGAUUUCUUCCUAUGGCGGAACAUAGGGGUGUCCCUAUGUUUUCGCAAUCCUAUGGAAGAACAUAGGGCUGUCCCUAUGUUUCAUCAACCCUGACCUAAUCCUAUGGCCUAAACCCAUCCAAAAGUAAUGUUAUCAAAACAUAGAGCUGCUCCCUGUGAUUCUACUGUAUCCCUUUUGAUGUUUUAGACAGCAUUACUGAGAUCUGUGGUCAGUUCCUGACACAACAGUGGUUUGGAUGUUGAAUGAUGUUUUGGUACCAAUCUGGGCCAAUGGCUAAUGACUGUUGUACUUGUUGGGAUGUUCCUGUCUGUUUGUGAAUAAACCAUAAACUACCAGGAAGUUCACAACAUAUAAGAAACUAUUGACUUCUCUCUGCUUGUGCCAAAUAAAACCAUGAUACAGCCACACCAGUUUCUUUCUUCAGUUCUCAGGCAUACACUAUAAAACAAGAAAACAGAA
This is a messenger RNA of Branchiostoma belcheri (Belcher's lancelet), 7510 nucleotides long. Its product is annotated as polycystic kidney disease protein 1-like 2. Gene Ontology annotation, cellular component: membrane. Gene Ontology annotation, biological process: detection of mechanical stimulus. Gene Ontology annotation, molecular function: GTP binding; protein binding; calcium channel activity. The record is from RefSeq and is a predicted model, not a curated record. Lineage: Eukaryota; Metazoa; Chordata; Leptocardii; Amphioxiformes; Branchiostomatidae. The transcript has 34 exons. Bases 53 to 5920 code for a protein of 1955 amino acids.